Messenger RNA from Acanthopagrus latus (yellowfin seabream), 1457 nucleotides. RefSeq names its product guanine nucleotide-binding protein G(o) subunit alpha-like. The transcript has 10 exons. Gene Ontology annotation, molecular function: guanyl nucleotide binding; G protein-coupled receptor binding; G-protein beta/gamma-subunit complex binding. NCBI's taxonomy places the organism in Eukaryota, Metazoa, Chordata, Actinopteri, Spariformes, Sparidae. The record is from RefSeq and is a predicted model, not a curated record. The coding region runs from base 204 to 1289 and encodes 361 amino acids. Gene Ontology annotation, biological process: Rho protein signal transduction; adenylate cyclase-modulating G protein-coupled receptor signaling pathway. Gene Ontology annotation, cellular component: heterotrimeric G-protein complex.
CACACCUGGCCCCAAUCAAGCAAACGAGCUCUCGAGCUUGUUGCCGUCAGUUUGAGCUUGCGAGUCAGACGGAAACAGCACGGAGAUGUUCUGCUGUCUUAACAUACUGCCAGUCCCACUGCAGACAUGUACGGGAUGGUGGGCCCUAGUUUUUGCAGUCGGUGCUUCACUUGAGCAAACUGUGACUUCCUCGUCAGAUCUGCAUGGGAGUGUGCCUCCACCAGGACGUCACGGAGGAGGGGAAGAAGGCCAAGCUGCAGAGCUCCAAGAUAGAGCAGGACCUUUGCGAGCACGCCAGGACUGAGAUGAAUGUGGUGAAAAUCCUCAUGCUUGGAGCUGGAGAGAGUGGAAAGAGCACCCUCAUCAAACAGAUCAAGAUAAUCCACAGUCACGGCUUCUCCAGACAGGAGCUCCUCAGUUUCAAGCCUGCGGUGCUGGACAACCUGCUGACCUCCAUGAAGUUCGUGCUUCGAGGGAUGGGGAUGCUGAGGGUCAACCUCGCAAACAAGAACAACAAGAUGCAUGCCCGCUCCAUCCUGUCCUGCAGUCAGUGUCUGGGGGACGACCAGGAGCUGCUCCCGUUCGUGGCGCACGCUUUCUGCGCCCUCUGGGCCGACCAGGGCGUCCGAGCUGCCGCGGCCAGGGGUUACGAGUUCGAGCUGAACGACUCAGCACUCUAUUUCUUUGAGAACGUGAAUCGAAUCACUGCUCUCAAAUAUGUUCCCACCGAGACAGAUGUUCUGAGGGUGAGAGUGAGGACCUGUGGAAUCAUCGAGACGCAGUUUCAACUUAAUCAAAUGAUCUUUCGGCUAUAUGAUGUCGGGGGCCAACGCAGCGAGAGGAGGAAGUGGCUCAACUGCUUCGACUGCAUUCAAGCGGCGUUGUUUGUCGUCGCCCUCAGUAGCUAUGACAUGACACUGACGGAGGAUCCUUCUGCAAAUCGUCUGCAGGAAAGUCUCCAACUUUUUAGAUCCAUCUGCACCAACACAGUCUUCAGGAGCACCUCGCUGAUUCUUCUUAUGAACAAAACAGACCUUUUCCGGGAGAAGAUCCUACACUCUAACAGACACUUGAGAUUUUACCUAUCUGGUUAUAAAGGAGCAGACGGUGACGUGGAUGCUGCAGCCCACCACAUCACCGCCAUGUUCUCAUCAUGUAACGACUGUCCCGACAAGCCCGUGUACCACCACUUCACCACAGCCACGGACACCGCUAACAUACAGGUGGUCUUCGACAUGGUCAUAGAUCAGAUCAUCAGGGAGAACCUGGAGGCUGUCCAGCUGCUGUAAAAGUCUCCUGAAGGCUGAAGAUUGUUUUUAGUCAAUAAGAACAGGAAUUUGUAUGAUUUUUGUUUCAAUGUUUUAUUUGUUUAAGCAACUAAUAAGUCAUGUUAUUUAGCUGCACCUUCCUACUCUUUUUUAAAACAUUUUAAAUAAAAUAUUUAUUGAUAAACCUUA